This is a messenger RNA of Pipistrellus kuhlii (Kuhl's pipistrelle), 4864 nucleotides long. It is a transcript of the gene FERMT1, whose product is annotated as FERM domain containing kindlin 1. Gene Ontology annotation, biological process: cell-matrix adhesion; integrin-mediated signaling pathway. Lineage: Eukaryota; Metazoa; Chordata; Mammalia; Chiroptera; Vespertilionidae. The transcript has 15 exons. Bases 214 to 2247 code for a protein of 677 amino acids. Gene Ontology annotation, molecular function: integrin binding. Gene Ontology annotation, cellular component: focal adhesion. The record is from RefSeq and is a predicted model, not a curated record.
CCCCGGCCGCCACAGCCCCGCGGAGCCGCAGCCGCCCCGUCGCCGUGCGCCCCCGGAGCCCGCCCCCGACUCCGCCCGGGUGGCCUCUGUCUCGGCCUCUAGGGGCGCCCCCUCCACGUGCGGGUCUGCCGGGCUGCACGCCGCUGGCUCCGAGGAAGAAGGGUCUCCUUCUCAUGUUCUGAUCUCUGUCAGCAGACACCUGCAUUUGCCACGAUGCUCUCAGCCAAUGACUUUGCAUCUGCUUCUUGGGAGCUCGUGGUCCGAGUGGACCAUCCAGAUGAAGAGGAGCAGAGGGACGUCACUCUGAGAGUGUCCGGAGACCUGCACAUUGGGGGAGUGAUGCUCAAGUUAGUAGAACAGAUCAACAUAGCCCAAGACUGGUCAGACUUUGCCCUUUGGUGGGAACAAAAGUGUUGCUGGCUCCUGAAAACGCACUGGACCCUGGACAAAUGCGGAGUCCAGGCAGAUGCAAAGCUUGUCUUCACCCCUCAGCACAAAAUGCUUCGCCUGCGCCUGCCCAACGUGAAGACGGUGAGAUUGCGAGUCAGCUUCUCGGCUGUGGUGUUUAAAGCGGUCAGUGAUAUCUGCAAAGCCCUGAAUAUUAGGAGACCAGAAGAACUUUCCUUGUUGAAACCUUCUAGUGACUAUUUUAAAAAGAAGAAGAAGAAAGACAAGAAUAAUAAGGAGCCCUUAAUUGAAGAUGUUUUAAACCUGGAGAGUUCUCCAACAACUUCUGGGCCACCAGUAAGUCCCGGCUUGUACAGUAAAACCAUGACUCCCACGUAUGACCCCGUCAACGGAACGCCGGUGUCAUCCACCAUGACGUGGUUCAGUGACAGCCCUUUGACCGAACAAAACUGCAACAUCCUCGCCUUCAGCCAACCCCCACGGUCCCCGGAGGCGCUGGCUGAGAUGUACCAGUCUCGGUCUCUGGUCGAUAAAACCAAGCUUAACGCAGGUUGGCUGGACUCCUCACGUUCCCUCAUGGAGCAGGGCAUCCAGGAGGAUGAGCAGCUGCUGUUACGAUUUAAAUACUACACCUUCUUUGACUUGAAUCCCAAAUACGAUGCUGUCCGAAUAAACCAGCUCUAUGAACAAGCCAGGUGGGCCAUUGUCUUAGAAGAAAUUGACUGCACAGAGGAAGAAAUGUUGAUCUUUGCAGCACUGCAGUAUCACAUCAGCAAAUUGUCGUCGUCCGCUGAAAUACAGGACUUCACAAGUGAGUCUGAGGUCGAUGAAGUGGAAGCAGCACUUUCUAAUUUGGAAGUGACUCUAGAAGGUGGAAAAGCGGACAACGCUUUGGAGGACAUCACUGAUAUCCCUAAACUUGCAGAUAAUCUCAAAUUAUUUAGGCCCAAGAAGCUAAUAUUAAAAGCUUUCAAACAAUAUUGGUUCGUCUUUAAAGACACGUCUAUCACCUACUUUAAACACAAGGAACUUGAAGAAGGAGAACCGGUAGAAAAGUUAAAUCUUAGAGGCUGUGAAGUUGUGCCAGAUGUGAAUGUAGCAGGAAGAAAAUUUGGAAUCAAGUUACUAAUCCCUGUUGCUGAUGGUAUGAAUGAAGUGUAUCUGAGAUGUGACCAUGAGAAUCAAUAUGCCCAGUGGAUGGCUGCCUGUAUCUUGGCAUCGAAGGGCAAAACCAUGGCAGAUAGCUCCUACCAGCCAGAAGUCCUCAACAUUCUUUCAUUUCUGAGGAUGAAAAACCGGAACUCAGCGUCUUCCUUAGCCUCCAGUCCUGAAAACAUGGACAUGAACCCGGAAUGUUUUGUGUCUCCCCGGUGUGCAAAAAAACACAAGUCUAAACAGCUGGCAGCUCGAAUUAUGGAGGCCCACCAGAACGUGGCCCAGAUGUCCCUGGUUGAAGCCAAGCUGCGGUUCAUUCAGGCAUGGCAGUCUCUACCCGAAUUCGGCCUCACCUAUUACCUUGUCAGGUUUAAAGGAAGCAAGAAAGAUGACAUCCUGGGAGUUUCAUAUAAUAGGCUGAUUAGAAUCGAUGCAGCCACUGGGGUCCCAAUUACAACAUGGAGAUUUGCCAACAUGAAACAGUGGAAUGUAAAUUGGGAAAUCCGGCAGGUGGCGAUCGAGUUUGACCAGAACGUCUCCAUUGCGUUCACCUGCCUGAGUGCAGAUUGCAAGGUGGUGCACGAAUACAUCGGUGGCUACAUUUUCCUGUCCACCCGCUCCAAGGGCCAGAAUGAAACACUAGACGAGGACCUGUUCCACAAGUUGACCGGCGGUCAGGAAUGAAGCAAAGCCGGCCUGCUGUGCAUACACACCGAGGGCGAGCCAAAGGCGGUCCUCCCCGGACGGUGGGAUCCGUGGCUUGCACUGUGUAUAGAUUCCAGACUGACAGACAACGUCUAUUCACCACCAGUCACUCAGAUCCUGACCUCGUUUCAAACACAGUGCCUAGCACCACCCCACCCCCCAACUUUGCUUGCUUUGCCCUGUGCUAUGAGCAGUGGGAGGAGCCUCAGUUGCCUUUUCUGUAAAAUGGGAGGGUGAGAGAAAGGGUAGCAAUCUAAGAUUACUCUAAGGCCCAGCCUAUAGCUUCAGCUCUGUGCCUUACAGAACCUGCAAGUGAGUGGCCAGAAGUUGUUCCUGUGCUUAUCUGCUCCAUCGCUAAGUCAGGGUAGAAAGCAAACUUUAAAAGCACGUGUAGCAAGAGCAAAUCUAUCCCACAAACUCAGGUGUGAAAGGAAAUAGGUCGUCCUGCUUUUAGCUCCCAUCUUGGGGUGGAGGAAAUCCACACAUACACAUUUUCCAUGAAGGUCAAGGCAUGGAGGGGAUGGGGGAUGGGAGUAGGAUUUCUGAUACCAGUUGGUGACAAGGGGUCAAAAUAGUGGCCCUCAGUCCACAGUGACUUCUGCCAAGGUGACCACUGACCCAUCUGGUUUGGACAUUGGUCCUCUCAGAUUACUGCUGUGUCCCACAAGUCCCAUUCCAAUCUAAGGCUCCCUCGACCACCUCUAUGUCCUUGAUGACAUGGGUGACGGGUACAGGGAACCUAUUCCUCAACUCGGCCCCAUGUCCCCACUGCUUCUACUCUGGGUUGAGGCUCAGGAAGACAGGCCCAAAUCUCUCUGUUCAUAAGCCACCUCCCCACAUUCGGGCUUCCAGUGAGGUCCCCACACACCUGGUCACAGAGAAGGGCGGGACACAGGCCUGGCCACUGGCUUCCACCUGCACAGCUUUUCUGGUCUUGGGGGCAGGGGAGCCUUGCCCUUGUCAUUCACAGUGUCCUCCUGGAUUUGGUGUCUGUUUGUAUGACUCUGGCCUUUCCCCUUAAGGGCCGUGGCUUUCUUAAAUCAAAAGCCAAUUAUAGACUUCUUUUCUCUCUCCUUAAGAAAUGAGUGUAGGCCCAUUAACAGCUGCCUCAGUUGUCAUUUUCUGGUUUGGUUUGUCAGCACUGGGAGAAGUGGGUUUUGAGAAGGUAAAAAGCAAUACCAAGGGGAGAGGGAAAUAUCAGGUAGUAUUUUAUUAGUUUUCUGUAACGUUCUUCAGUCACACAAAGGACUUGGGUUGCCAACAGAAGGCAGAGGCUCCGUUUCCAUUUUGAAAUUCGCUAAGAUGCUCACUCCAGAGGGCCUGGCCAGAGUUCAGAUACCAGAAUAUAUCAGCCAGCUAUUGCUGUAUUUCCCAGCACAACCUUUUUUUAUUAUUAUUUUCAGAGAGGAAGGUAGAGAUAGAAACAUCAAUGAUGAGACCUAGCCCGCAACCCAGGCAUAUGCCCUGACCUGGAAUGGAACCACGGACCUCCUGGUUCAUAGGUCAAUGCUCAACCACUGAGCCAUGGCAGCAGGAUGCCACUACAGCCAUUUGAAAAGAGAUGUACAGGAUUCCAGGAGCCACAGUGAGACAGCCUUGGAUAGGGAACACCAGUCCUGUCACUGGAAAUUCAGCCUCUCUUUAGAGAGGAACGGGAAUGAGCACCAUCUGAAGGCUUCUGCUCUGGGGCCAUCUCCUGCCAAGCAGCUUCUUUCUCAUCUCUGAGGGCUGCCUGCAAAGCUCCGAGGUGGCUUAGGUGCUUAAAAAGAACUUCAUUUGAAAUGUUUUCUAUACAAACGCGUGCUGUGUUACGCUUGGUGUAGGUCAUUUCUGGAGAGUCCUGGGCUCUAUUAUUUUAGAACUUAGAGAGGUCUUUAAGAUGAUGGUGGGCCCUACAUUAAGAGAAUGCUCCUUGCCCUGGCCGGUUUGGCUCAGUGGAUGGAGUGUCAGCCUGCAGACUGAAGGGUCUCGCGUUUGAAUUCCGACAAGGGCACGUACCUUGGUUGCAGGCUCAACCCCUGGCCAAGGUUGGGACACAUGUGGCAGGCAAGCAGUCGAUGUGUCUCUCUCACGUUGAUGUUUCUCUGUGCCUCCCCCUGCCUUCCACUCUCUCUCUCUGACAGUCAAUGGAAAAAAUAACCUCGGGAGAGGAUUAACAAAAAAAAUAAAAAGAAAAGAAUGCUCCUUGAUGUGACAUGUCACCUGCCUGCAGCCCAGGGCAGCUCUGCCUCACUUACCAAGGCCAGACCUGCAGUACAGCCCUCUUCCUUAGCUCCCCAGGCUUGUCAGACAUUGCCAUGGAAACGCUGAAAGAACCUGUUUCAACCAAACUUUCGGGGAACAUUUCUCCCACGAUUACACAGCCACAUCCUAAAGGAAUAACCAAGUGUGACAUGAAAACCUUAAAUGCUGCUGCUAUUCCAAAGAGGACAUCCCCCCCCCCCGCUUUGGGCACAAAACGUCAUCUGACUGCUUAUGACAAAACGUUAAAUUAAUGUGUGCCUUUCAACUCCGUUUGCUUUCUUAUCUACACUACAUUGGGAAAUCUGCCCUUGUUUUUAUGACUUUUCUAAUUAAAUGGUUUAUAUGGAUUUGA